This is a messenger RNA of Sphenostylis stenocarpa, 597 nucleotides long. The record is from the annotation of a GenBank genome assembly. Lineage: Eukaryota; Viridiplantae; Streptophyta; Magnoliopsida; Fabales; Fabaceae.
AUGAACUCACUCCAGGAUUUUGAAUCCUCUUCAAGCAAAGAAAUGAUUAACACAAGCCUCAACAACCCUAUCACAAACCUAACCCCCUCUUCAAACUUGUCCUCAGCAUCAUCAUUAUCCACUACAGCAACAACAACAUCAUCAUCACCACCUUCCACCCCGAGCCGCUAUGAGAACCAAAAGCGGAGAGACUGGAACACCUUCGGGCAGUACCUCAGAAACCACAGGCCCCCACUUUCCCUCUCUCGCUGCAGUGGUGCCCAUGUUCUCGAGUUCCUCAGGUACCUUGACCAGUUCGGGAAAACCAAGGUUCACACGCACCUUUGUCCCUUCUUUGGGCAUCCAAACCCUCCUGCACCGUGUCCCUGUCCUCUGCGCCAAGCCUGGGGGAGCCUCGACGCCCUCAUAGGGCGUCUCAGAGCUGCUUUCGAAGAGAAUGAUGGAAAACCUGAGGCCAACCCUUUUGGUGCUCGUGCUGUGAGGCUCUACCUUCGUGAAGUUCGUGACUCUCAGGCCAAAGCUAGAGGCAUCAGCUACGAGAAAAAGAAGCGCAAGCGUCCCCCUCAACCACCUUCAUCAAAUGCCACCACUCAGUAG